Molecule: messenger RNA, 300 nt
Organism: Marasmius oreades (fairy-ring Marasmius)
Lineage: Eukaryota; Fungi; Basidiomycota; Agaricomycetes; Agaricales; Marasmiaceae
Exons: 2
Coding region: 1-300 (99 amino acids)
Source: RefSeq, a predicted model, not a curated record
AUGACAGUUUGGCAGCGACAGCCUAAAACUCUUCCCCUGUGCCAACCUAGUCACCCACUGCCCAUCCCAUCCCCUUUUGUUGUUACACCAUCACACUCGAAGGCAAGAAUUGAAGGCAGCUUGAAGGCACACGAUGACUUCUACGAGUACUCACGGACACAACAGUGGCGGUCAUUACGAUCAGAGCCUGCUGGACGAGGCUACAAAGGCUACAAAGCAGAUGCGGCAGUUCUGCUCUGCUUUCUCGCUGGAUCAUGUCUCUUCUUCACUCUUCGUAACCUUCGUGAUGACCACAGCUGA